CUUGGAUCCUUGUGUUCUCCGCCACCUAGAAACCUCGCGUGUCUCAUGCGUAUGGUCCAUAUGCGAGGAAAGCUCAUGAGAGUGGGCUUGGAGAAUGUUAUAGGAACUUGAAAGCUACUAAGGAUGUCACAACAUGCAUGCAACGUCAGCAGCUAUAAAAUCAAAGAUUGUUGCAGAAAACGAACCUGUCACGCAUCGUGUCACGGGCGCUUAUACUGCAAGGAGCCUGCCCCGCCCGCCGGAGGACUAUCGCGGCACUCGAAAUGUGUAUCACAAAGGUGUAGAGUCCAGUACGUCUACAAACCCUCCGCAAGACGUCUGCCUACCCCCCCGCAGGACAUCUGCUACCCCUCCUCAUGUCCACAUCAUCAGACAAGCGCGCGCACACAGGUCAAAGCCCGCGAAUCGCACCCUCUUUCCCAGCGGACAUCCGACAUAGCCAUGUUUCUCGGUACCGCCCAAGCCAGAUCUGACUCGCUACGCCUGCCAGAAGCCUCGUUGCACCUGCCGGGGUCCUCGUCACACCUGCCGGAUGGUCCUUGCACCUACUGGACCCUCGUGGUACCUGCC
Molecule: messenger RNA, 570 nt
Organism: Schizophyllum commune H4-8
Lineage: Eukaryota; Fungi; Basidiomycota; Agaricomycetes; Agaricales; Schizophyllaceae
Exons: 2
Coding region: 134-439 (101 amino acids)
Source: RefSeq, a predicted model, not a curated record